Eufriesea mexicana is the source of this 1194-nucleotide messenger RNA. RefSeq names its product MOB kinase activator-like 1 (gene mats). Bases 253 to 906 code for a protein of 217 amino acids. The record is from RefSeq and is a predicted model, not a curated record. Lineage: Eukaryota; Metazoa; Arthropoda; Insecta; Hymenoptera; Apidae. The transcript has 5 exons.
UAGAGGUCGUGACCGAAUCUAAAGAAGUAGAAUCCCGUUCUGCAGUGGAAGGAUUGAAGUCGAGUUGAUCGGGGAAAAGGUAGUUGACAAAACGUCUAUUGUGCUGUCGCGGGAAAGAGGGUAUGGUGGAUUUUGAGAAAUAUCAUUUGCAGCUAAAUCCUGAAGUGUUAUUUACUGUGAAGAAAAUCGACGACACGUGCAGCCGUGUAGCCGUGAAUUGAAUUUCACUGAUAGGUCAUCCAGAAGUGCACAAUGAGCUUCCUAUUUGGAAGCAGAUCUUCAAAAACCUUCAAGCCAAAGAAGAAUAUCCCAGAGGGAACUCAUCAAUAUGACUUGAUGAAGCAUGCAGCAGCUACUCUGGGCUCUGGGAAUUUGAGACUUGCAGUUAUGCUUCCAGAGGGUGAAGAUUUAAAUGAAUGGGUUGCAGUAAAUACUGUUGAUUUUUUUAACCAAAUCAACAUGUUAUAUGGCACUAUCACAGAAUUUUGUACAGAAGAAAGUUGUCCCAUCAUGUCUGCAGGACCAAAAUAUGAAUAUCAUUGGGCCGAUGGACAUACUGUUAAAAAACCAAUUAAAUGUUCUGCACCAAAGUAUAUUGAUUACUUGAUGACUUGGGUGCAAGAUCAAUUAGAUGAUGAAACUUUAUUCCCUUCAAAAAUCGGAGUCCCUUUCCCAAAAAAUUUCUUAUCCAUUGCCAAGACAAUAUUGAAAAGACUAUUCAGAGUAUAUGCACACAUCUAUCACCAACAUUUUAGUGAAGUGGUUCAACUUGGUGAAGAGGCACAUUUAAAUACAUCAUUCAAACACUUUAUAUUUUUUGUUCAGGAAUUUAACUUGAUAGAAAGAAGGGAAUUGGCACCAUUGCAAGAAUUAAUAGAAAAGUUAACGGCGAAGGACGCCCGAUGAGCGAUUUUGAUCGUCAAUCGAAAACUCCUCCAAAGAAUUUCACCCAUGCUAUUUCUUUUAACAAAACGUGUAACUGUGCAUGUUAUUUAACUAAUCUAAUUCAUUGCUAACGUGAUCAUUGCCUCAUGCCAGGAGUUACUGGUAUUAUACUAUGUGACAUUCUGUUCAUUUAUAAAAACAAGUGACUGAUUCACGCAUUUUAUACCGAAGAUGAUUCUCAACAAAGAAAAAGAAAUUUUGACUAUUUGGGAAAGUGAUGAAAUUACGUUAAAAAUCAAGAGGGUGAGG